Messenger RNA from Macrosiphum euphorbiae (potato aphid), 309 nucleotides. The record is from the annotation of a GenBank genome assembly. NCBI's taxonomy places the organism in Eukaryota, Metazoa, Arthropoda, Insecta, Hemiptera, Aphididae.
AUGUCACCGGGUCCUACCCCUACUGCUUCGGUCCACUUCCAAAUCCCUUGCUCCCACUCGAAAUCAGUCACUUUAGAAUAUAAGGUGUAUUUAUGUAACCUCCUACAGGUGCCGUCUCCACCAGAACUUACCGUGCAUGGUCAUCCCAGCCGUACUCGUCCGGGAAUUCCUCCACCUGAGAGAUCGACGCCGUUGACGUUACGGUUUCUCAUCGUUAUGUCCAUCAAGUGUCCAAUAAUGCGUAAUGCCUACAACAGGGCUCUACCACUCAAAGCAUUUUUCCUUUUAUUUUCCACGACUUUUCUAUGA